UUUCAGCGACGGGAAUUGAACCAAAACAAACAUUUUAUUCUUCAAAAGAAAAUAUCAAACGAUCUGUAUUUGGUACUAAAGUUAAUUGUAAUAACGUUAUUUAUUUAUACUUAUUAGGUUCAAAGUUAAAAAAUGAAAAGUUGUUCGGUGGACACGCCCACUAACGAUACUGCGUGUUAUUGUUUGCAUUCGGGUGUUUGUGAACUUUAUCUUGCUAUCUUAAUUACAUAAAAUAUGAACGUUAUCGAGUCACAUCAACGUUAGAAAAGGCCAUAAACGGUAUGCACCAAAUUAUUUCGACUGUGGAAAGAAAAGCAUUGCCAUGGCUAACAAGCUAGCCAACUGGUUAGCUAACUUCAGUGAUUAAAAACAUAUGGUCUAUGAAAAGUACGACCACCAACAUGAUGGACAUGUUUGAGUAAGGGAAGUUCUGAAAAUCUGUGCUCCUAUGGUCCGGUAAUCAAAGUUGGCAUUCUGGUCACUGGUGAGGAAAUUUGACUGUGACAUUUGCUUCACUCCAAUGAUAGUUGCUCCUUUAUGUGUUCUGUCAAAGCCAGAGACCGUGAAUUUACAAACAAUGAAGCUGACCAUCCUCUGAUCGUGCAGUUUGCUGCCAGUGAUGCCCAGACCCUGGCUGAUGCUGCCUGUGUGGUCUCACCCUUCUCUGAUGGAGUGGACCUCAACUGUGGCUGUCCCCAGCGGUGGGCCAUGUCAGAUGGCUACGGGGCAUGCCUUCUCAACAAACCUGAGCCUGUCAAAGACAUGGUUUGACAUGUCAGGAACCAAGUAGACAAUCCUAACUACACAGCCUCCAUCAAAAUAAGUUAAGAGUGAUCAUAUCACCAAAUAUAAUUGUUUCACUUUUGCUUCCAAGACAAAAGAGCCUGUAACAGCUGUAUUUUGCAAGCAACCUAAGUGUCAUCAGAAGUUCCGAUUCCCGUCGUUGUUUCCGCUCUCUUUUCCCAGAAUUCACAAGGACCUGUGAUGUACGGUGGACCUGUGUCAGAAGGCAGAGGCGGCAGGGGUGUCCUGGAUAACGGUCCAUGGUCUUUGACGCUAUCAAGACCAUCAAGGACAGCCUGCCAGUCCCUGUCAUCGUCAACUCUCUUGAGUUGAUGGUGUGAUGGUAGGCCGGGGGCUGUUGUCCAACCCGGCCAUGUUCGCUGGCUACAAUAAGACCCCUCUUGAGUGUGUGUGGGACUGGGUGGACCUCGCCACAAACCAGGGGACCCCCUUCACCUGCUUCCACCAGCACCUAAUCUACAUGCUGGAGAGGGUCAGCUCCCAAAUCAGCGCCGCAGUCAUAGACUACCUCCACAACACAUAUGGCUCCCCAGACAGAAGGCCUAUCAUAAACACAGGCUAGACUGUAUUGUUAGAGAUGACGUUGCAAUGGACUGCAGUUGCCCUCUUCCUCUAUGUGGAAAUAGGUGUACUCCUCAUCCUCUGUCUACCCUUCGUCUCAGCCACCAGAUGGCAGAGUAUUUUCCAGCUGAGAAUAUGGAACAAAAUGGCCAGGUUUUGGAAUAAAUUCUUCCUCGCCAUGAUCAUAAUCCUUAUAGUCCUCUUCCUCGAUGCUGUGCGUGAGGUGAGGAAGUAUUCGGGGGCGGGAAACGGCAAGGAUGCUAAUCUGCAUCCCAACAUGUUUGACAACCUCCACAUGAAGCUGUUCAGAGCCCAGAGGAACCUCUACAUCUCUGGCUUUUCCCUCUUUCUCUGGUUAGUGCUGAGGCGGGUGAUCACUCUGAUCAACCAGCUGGCGAUGGCGUCUAGCACCACGGCCUCUCUGCAGACCAAGGCAGAGAGUGAUAACCAAACUGCCAAGAAAUACAUGGAGGACAACGAGCUACUGAAACAGACUCUGAUGGAUGGGAAGGGGAACAAGGCCACAGCAGAGGGAAACGAGCUGCUGAAAAAAGAGAUGGAGAAACUGAGAGGAGAACUCAAGGGCUCAGGGGAAGCCUUGAUAAAGUCCCAAUCCGAGAUGGAAGCUAUGAAGAAACAAUCCGAUGGACUGACCAAAGAAUACGACCGACUGCUGAAAGAACACCAGAAUCUUCAAGAGUGUGGAGACAAAAAGGUUGAUUGAUCGGGGUUAUGACUACAGCUGUCAGAACGUUUACAGAUUGUACCAAGAAACCAGAAAAAAACACUGUCACGCACGCUAUCAUUUUCCUUUGACAUACUGAAGCACUCUGCAUGAUGUCACCAAAAUACUCCUCCAAAGCACCACUGAGCUGGCAAACAUUAGAUAAAAAGCACCUGAGCACGUUUGUAAUAGAAUAGCUACUACACCAGCAUAGAAAUAGUAUUUGCUGACUUUUGGAGAAUUUCACAGUUGUGAAUGAAUGCCUGCAUGCAUGGCUGUACAAGCUUCAGAUUACAGUGGUCUUCUACUGUGAAUGUAUUUUUGAUGUAAUGGGCUUGCUAUGCUGUUUUUUUCCCUGUAUAUGGCAAGAGUACCAUCGUUGCAUUCAUAUCCAUUUUGUUUCACCUUAGCAGUUAGGCGUAUUACAGAUUGAGUUGUAUGUGUUUUGUAAAACAAAAUUAGCAUUGAAUUAGUGGUAGAGAAGCUAUAUUGAGUUAUUUUUGUAAUUGAAUAUUUGAUAUCAAUGGUGAUGUUCUGUUUUUCAUUCCUCUUAGAUGUGAAGGGUUUGUGAAUAUUACACAGGGUCAUGAUUUUCUGUUCUGUAAUAAGGAUAGUGAAACGGAAAAGUCUGAGCAAAUUCAUCAUUCCUCUUCUCACUCAGACUCUCUGUAUUGACUGUACCAGCCCAGCGGUUGUGUUGGGUAGACCGGGUCAGCACUUGGAGUGGGUAAUUGACCAACAAACUUCCUCCAGCCCCCAUCCCCUAAGUACUUAUCUCCUAUAGGGCCCCAGUACUGUAUAUCCCCCUGUACUGACUGAAUAAGUGCCUUUCAGACCACUGUAGAGAUUUUCUCAUUGUGAGUACAAAAAUCUGCUUUGAGUAAGAAAGUGUUGCAAUAUUCCAGUAUUGCUCACUAUUAGUUGUUUUUGUUGCGAAAUACAUUUUUUUUGUUUGGAAAAAUUGUCUCCACAUACCAACAUGUUAUCCCAUAUUAAAGACGUUUUACUGUUGUGUUACA
Oncorhynchus gorbuscha (pink salmon) is the source of this 3108-nucleotide messenger RNA. RefSeq names its product B cell receptor associated protein 29 (gene bcap29). The record is from RefSeq and is a predicted model, not a curated record. Lineage: Eukaryota; Metazoa; Chordata; Actinopteri; Salmoniformes; Salmonidae. Gene Ontology annotation, biological process: intracellular protein transport; endoplasmic reticulum to Golgi vesicle-mediated transport. Gene Ontology annotation, cellular component: endoplasmic reticulum; endoplasmic reticulum membrane. The coding region runs from base 1382 to 2089 and encodes 235 amino acids. The transcript has 11 exons.